AUGGCUGCCUUGUGCAGAGGAAGACACCGGUGGAAAAGGACCAAGUGGUUUCAUGUCCUAACAAGGACGCUGACAGAGAGGUCUGACUAUGACCUGGUGGUUAUUGGUGGAGGUUCUGGAGGGCUGGCCUGCUCCAAAGAAGCGGCACAGUUGGGACAGAGAGUUGCCGUUUUAGAUUAUGUGGAACCAUCUGCAAAAGGUACCAAAUGGGGUCUUGGUGGUACGUGUGUUAACGUUGGCUGCAUUCCUAAGAAGCUGAUGCACCAGGCCGCUCUACUUGGCUCCGCAGUAAAAGAUGCCAAGAAGUUCGGCUGGCAGAUCACAGGGCCAGUGUGCCAUGACUGGGCCACCAUGGCAGAGGCUAUCCAAAACCAUGUCAGGUCUCUGAACUGGGGUCACAGAGUUCAGCUACAGGACAAGAAGGUGAAGUAUCUGAACAUGAAAGGGAGUCUGGUGGAUCAACACACUGUUAAAGGAUUGACUAAAGCAGGAAAAGAGACCAUCCUCACUGCCAAGAACGUCGUGAUCGCCACAGGUGGCCGGCCUAAGUACCCCACAAGUAUCCCUGGAGCGAUGGAGCAUGGCAUCACCAGUGAUGACAUAUUCUGGCUGAAAAGAUCGCCCGGAAAAACACUUGUGGUUGGAGCCAGUUAUGUGGCCCUGGAGUGCGCUGGGUUCCUCACAGGCAUCGGCUUGGACACCACAGUGAUGGUUCGCAGCAUCGCCCUCCGGGGGUUUGAUCAGCAAAUAGCAGGUCUAGUGACAGACUAUAUGGAGACGUAUGGGACCAAGUUUGCAUGGAAGUGUGUCCCAAAGAGAGUGGACAAACUGUCCUCAGGAGCCCUGCAGGUAACCUGGACCGACACCCAGACAGGCAGUGAGCACAAGGACACCUACGACUCCGUGUUGUGGGCAGUGGGUAGAGUCCCUGAAACCAAGGCCCUGGGCCUCGACAAGCUCGGGGUGCGACUCAACAAGGAGACGGGGAAAAUAGUUUUGGGCGCUGACGAGUCGACCUCGGUGCCAAACAUCUAUGCUUUCGGUGACAUUGGUGAGGGUCGUCCAGAAUUGACACCGACAGCAAUUAAAGCAGGAAAACUUCUUUCCCACAGACUGUUUGGUCAGAGCACGGAGCUCAUGAACUACGACAAUGUGCCCACCACAGUGUUCACCCCCCUCGAGUACGGCUGUGUAGGUCUGUCUGAGGAGGAGGCAGAGAACAGACAUGGGAAAGACGGCAUUGAGGUCUACCAUGCUUUCUACAAGCCUCUGGAAUUCACUGUCGCCGAGCGUGACGCCAGCCAGUGUUACAUCAAGGUGGUGUGUGAGCGAGGUGGAGACCAGAAGAUCCUGGGUCUGCACUUUACUGGUCCCAAUGCAGGAGAAGUUACUCAGGGCUUUGCUCUCGGCUUCCAGUGCGGGGCAACAUAUUCCCACCUGUUGCAGACAGUAGGGAUCCACCCGACCUGUGCUGAGGAGGUGGUCAAGGUCAACAUCACCAAGCGCUCCGGCCUGGACCCCAUGGUCACCGGCUGCUGAGGUUAAGCCCCUCGGUCUCUGACCACCGGUGAGCACACAGGGUCCCUCAGUGACAGUAGAAAGAACUUAGCCUGGGUUUAUCGCGCUCUCUCUCUCUUUGUCCCUCUCUCGCUCUAAUAUGGCCCCAAAAUGGCCCCAAUGUUCCCAGUGCUUUGUCAGAUUUAUGACGUCCCUCCUGUGCAGUGGGAUCUCAUCUUAGUACAGGCAUGGAUGUAAUCCCUGGCUGCACAGGUUAGUGUCAUUGACAUGUCCUGCCAUAACCAAGACUAUGCUUAUCCCAUAUACAUGCAUGUUAUAUGUAUGCUGUAGAAAUGCAUUGGCUAUAGAUCAGGUUAUCGAGGCCACAGAGUGAGCUUCUUUUAAAUAAACAGGCUCAUCAAUCAGGAUUACGGCCCGUGCUCGGGGUUGUGUCGAAACCGCACGAGAAAACGUGGACAGAGCCCUAACGCUUUUUCUGAAUAUAUAUUCUGCAAAUAUUGUUGUUUCUCUGGCUGUACUUCCUGUCCAUUAGUCUUAGAGGUGACACAUACCGCACACCCCCCGCCCCCUCCUCAUCCCCCGUGACACUGAUGGAUGGCCCCAGAGCCGUCGCUGCAGCGACACCGCCCCAUUUCCCAUGGACACACACAAACAGUUGGCAGGCCGCCUGUCCGUCAGCCAGCAGAGCGCCUGGCCCAGGGAGCCCCGGCUUGUUUAGGGCCCAGCAGAGUCCAACAGCAGACCCCAGGACUCUUUCUCUUCCUCCCAUGCCCUCCUUCCUCCCGAGUCAUGCAGGAAUGUAGAUGAACCACAAGCAUGUGCUGUCGAAAGCCGUGUGGAUGCCACAGCCCGGGCCCAGUGCAACCCUAUCUAUCGAUAACAGAACUGUGAGAGCUCUAUUACAGCUGCACUACCCGGCCCCACCCAAAGGUGGCACUAUUGCCCUCCAGUUCUCCCCUAUAUUUCUGAGCCAAAAGAGGAAGGAGGGAUAAAGUAGUCGGUGGAUAAAAAAUAAGUCUGAAUACAUUCAAGUUGCACAUUUAAUCCCCUUAAUCCCUUAAAAAGAUGUGUGUUUUGGGUGAAGCCGGGAAGCAGGUUGGCUUUAUUGGUGCCAAACUGAUAAGGGUUAUCUGUUGUGUAUUUACAUGGGUGACAGGUUAGGCCUCAAGAGUCCUCACUAUCAAAGAUAAGGGGAGCUGUUUAUGUCAAUAGAGCAGUGAUAGACCCCCAGAGUUUGCCAGUAAAGUGUUUAAAUGUUCCUGCAGCUGCCUGCACUGGACAUCUUGGCUCUAUUAAGCCGAGGAGGAGGAGGAGGAGAACUGUCAAUAAGGAUGUCUGCUGCAGCGAAGAGUAGUUUGGGUGGUUGUAGUUUAUUUUUAUUUGAAGUCUAAUCUGCCCCGUCUGAUUAAUGAUUUCGAUGAGGGGAGCGACAGCGUGCCAGGAGAUGGAGAGAGGAAAAAAGAGAGAGAGCGCUACCAGGUUUAUUUGGACCGGGGCUGGAGGAGAGAGAGCUGAGUUCCAGCCCUGGGUAAAGGGAGGGAAGGGGGAUUCCUGUGUGCUCUAUUCAGGGCCGAGGUGCUGACUGAAGGACCCUGACCUCCGCUCAGCAGGAACAGCUUGACUCUAUCACUCGGAGCACAGAGGGCUCACAUACUGCGGUGCCACGCAGCAGGG
Limanda limanda (common dab) is the source of this 3192-nucleotide messenger RNA. RefSeq names its product thioredoxin reductase 2, tandem duplicate 2 (gene txnrd2.2). The transcript is spliced from 17 exons. The record is from RefSeq and is a predicted model, not a curated record. Gene Ontology annotation, biological process: glutathione metabolic process; cellular response to oxidative stress; cell redox homeostasis. Gene Ontology annotation, molecular function: thioredoxin-disulfide reductase (NADPH) activity; flavin adenine dinucleotide binding; glutathione-disulfide reductase (NADPH) activity. NCBI's taxonomy places the organism in Eukaryota, Metazoa, Chordata, Actinopteri, Pleuronectiformes, Pleuronectidae. Bases 1 to 1539 code for a protein of 512 amino acids. Gene Ontology annotation, cellular component: cytosol; mitochondrion.